CUUGGCGACAUGGGCGGCAGCGGGACCAGCUCGUCGUCCUCCCAUAUGUCCCCGGGAUGGCAGGUCAACGACCUCGACCUCGACCUGCCAGGGGAACUGUCUAUGAAUCCGAAUUACAGCGACGCGCUGCUGUCGCUGCCGACGCUGGCUGUCUUCAAGCAGGAGGCGCCGUCGCCCACCGGCGCCGUGCUGUCGCCCCAGCGGCGCCAAUGGCCGCCCCGGCGCCCUGACGAACGACAGAUGACCGGCAUGGUGGUGGACGGAUCCAACCGCGAAGGCAUGGACGAUGGCUGCCAGCAAUCGCCGCCGCAUAACGUGAUGAUGCAGCAGCACGGCAGCCCCGAAAGCAUGCAAUGCCAGCCCACAAUGCAGGGCGGUAUGAUGCCCAUGAAUGGCUACCACUCGCCCACCGGACAGGAGAACAAGAACGCAGGGUUGCUGAUCUGCUCGCCAGUGAGCUCGCUGGAAGGCUUCCUCCACUCGCCUGUGCAGCAGCGAUCCGAGCCCAGCUUCAAGGAUGACACCAGGUUCCAAUACGUGCUAGCAGCAGCAACCUCGAUAGCCACCAAACAGAACGAAGAGACCCUGACGUACUUGAACCAAGGCCAGCCCUACGAGAUCAAGCUGAAGAAACUGGGAGACCUCUCGCACUACAAGGGGAAGAUUCUCAAGAGCGUGAUAAAGAUAUGCUUCCACGAGCGUCGGCUGCAGUACAUGGAAAGGGAACAGAUAGCGCAGUGGCACGCCGAGCGACCGGGAGACAGGAUCAUUGAGGUGGACGUGCCUCUGUCCUACGGCGUCACUCGGGUCGAGCAACCGGCGGCGCUCAACGCUUUACACGUCUACUGGGACCCUACCAAAGACGUCGGCGUCUACAUCAAGGUGAACUGCAUAUCCACGGAGUUCACGGCCAAGAAACAUGGCGGCGAAAAAGGCGUGCCCUUCCGCAUCCAAGUGGAGACCUACCUCGCGACGGAAGAACACAACCGGUUGCACGCAGCCGCCUGCCAGAUUAAGGUCUUCAAGUUAAAAGGCGCUGAUAGAAAACACAAGCAAGAUCGAGAAAAGGUGAUGAGGCGACCACGCCCCGACUUGGACAAGUACCAGCCUGGAUGCGAAGCCACCGUGCUCACCACCUUGUCGAACGACGCACUAAUGCCACCGCCAUCCCUGGUCACCACAUCGCCGCCGUACUCGCCAGAACUCAGUGUGACCCCGAAGACAGUUGCAAGCCCGAUUUUGGUCAACAAACCUGUUCUCCCUCAACCAGAUUGUUUGUCCGCAGCUAUACUUUCAUCAGCUAACCAGAUGAAGCCCCUGUACUGUCAAGAUGGCGGUGAGAUGAAAGUGAGCUCGCCGCCAUGCCACUCGCCCGGCGCCAUUUUGCCGGAUCUGCCGCAACCGGCCGAAGAUCCGGAUAAGAACUACGGGCUGUCAAAGGACGCAACAGCAGCCGAGACGCAAGCGUGGUUAUCGCGGCAACGCUUCGCGCAGCACGCGGCGACGUUCGCCAACUUCUCUGGGGCUGACUUGCUCAGACUGUCUCGUGAUGACAUCAUUCAGAUCUGCGGGCUAGCCGAUGGGAUACGUUUAUACAACGCCCUGCACGCCAAGCGUAUCGAGCCUCGUCUCACUGUCUACGUUUGUCCGCCCGGCGCCGCCGUGUACAGCGCGUUGUAUCUACACGCCUGUCGCGCGCCCGAGCUUAUGCGCCGUCUACACGCGUUGUUACACGAGGACUGCGAGACGCUGCUGGUGUCCGGGCCCAACGGCACGCGCGUCCGGCUCACGGACGAGCUCGUCCGGCACAUGCCGGACAACUCCACGUACCGCCUCGAGCGACUGCCGGACGAUGCGUUUCUGCUGUGCGCCACCAACAACCAUUGAGGAGCUGGCGUGUCCGGUGCGUGCCGGACAGAACUAUCUGGCGGUUAGUAUGGCUGCCGGACGAUGUUCUUGAAGAUUAGUGGCAGGAAUCGGACAGUUCCACCUACGAGCCGGACGGUUUUAUCUGCCGGACGCUGUACUGUUGUCUUCUUGAACAAGUAGGUCUGGAAUUGACCUACCUAUUUAAAGUACUACGUUCCUACCACCAAGAAAUUACACGAUAAUUUGUCCGGUACGUGCCAGACAGUUCUGUAUAAUGUCAGAAGACGAUAUUAUACUUUUGUAGGUUUUCUACCUACAGGAAAGCUGAGGCAAUAUGUAUAAGAUGCUAGACAGAUGUAAUGCCAGACGCGUUACUUCUGUAUUUUUUUCUACUAUCAAUAUGGAAGACGUGCAAUAUGUACAAAAUAUGCUAGACAGUUCUACGUAAUGCCAGACAGUGCAUUACGUUUGUAGGUUAUCUACUACCUACACCAUUGGUUCCCAAACUUAUUUGAGACGCGCCCCCUUUCGACCAUACAAAAAAUUCCGCGCCCCCCCUCCUCCAGUCAAGAUUAUUUAUUGGUCGUAUCGAGCAGUCUGGAAUGCAUUCUCUCAGAGGUCGCAGGUUUCUUAGAUGGCCCGCGCCCCCACUUUGGGAACCAAUGACCUACACAGAAGACGUGGAAAUAUGUAUAAGGUGCUAGACAACAAUUCUACGUAAUGCCAGACAGUGCAUUACUUUUGUAGGUUUCUCCUACAUGGAAAGCGUGGCAAUAUGUUUAAAGAUGCUAGACAGUAAACUACUCUAGAGUAGCAUACUGAAUUAUUAUUAAAGGUUACAAUUAUGUACCAACAGCAAGAGGCGGCGUGUACGGCAUAUGCCAGACAGUUGUAUACCAACCGGCUGUAGAAGGGUAUAUGAUAAUACCGUAUUUUACCAAUCAAUGAAGGGCUAUGUGUUGUGUCCAGCAGAGGAUUGAAUGGAAUUAUUGGAAAUGACCGACGGAUUGAUAAGAAUUAAAGGAAAGAUAUGAAGAGGUACCUAUUUACUAGAUAAAGUAAAUAAGUUAUGCAUGGCGUAGAGGAAAUGUGAAUUUUUUUCAUAUUUUUAUGAAAUUUAUCAAAAUGUUCACCAUUGAGUGUUGACAUUUUUAAGGAUUUGACUUGAUUUCAAAAUAAAAACGAUAUUUCGUCAUUUUCGUACAGUGAUAAGAACUUUUUUACUAUGGGAAUGACUGAAUAUUGUUCUUUUAUGUUAAAAAUUAUGAUUUUGAAGGGGCCAUAAUAUUUUAUGUUAGUGUACUAAGUACUAACUAUCAUCUCAUAAAAACUAACAAAUUUAUGUUAUUUGUGUGUUUAUUCGUAGAUUUAAUGUUUAUUUAGCCUGUUAUUGUUAAUUUAAAUAUUAUACUUGGUAUAGUACAUAGUUUAUUGUUAUUUAAGUCAAUGUUUUAGCAAGUAAUUCGUUAAAAGCUAAGCAGAUUGCUUUUUACAUGAGAACCGUUAUUCAAAAUAAAAGAAAUUGUAUACAACCAAGUUAAAGUAAAAUAUGAUUAAUCAAACAACAAAAUUAAAAUAUGAUAAAUCAAUUUGUGUUAAAUUAGAGAAACAAUAAAAUUGUAUUUCUGCUAUUUAGUCCAACCUAGGAUGCGUGCGAUGAUAAAAUUUCAUCGACGAUUUUAAACGACAAACGUAUGGUUUUCUCGCGUACAAUCGAUAAAAUGGCGCGAUAAAAGCUUAUCGCGGCGCGCAUUCUAGACCUAAAGUACGGCCAACUAGCAGCGAUACAAAAGGUCGAUACGACUGUCGAGUUUACAAUAUAUUCUGUCUCUUCCCAUCUUGUGUAUUUGUCGUAAUGUCUCGUUCUCCCGCCAAAAUAUGUCAGUCAGACGGGUUCACCCAUGACAUUGGGUUUGUUUACAUUUGGUAUCGCUUCUCGUUGACCCUACUUUACAUAUGUCUUGGUUAAAUACAUCUCUCUUAUCCAUCUUGUCUAAUGCGAGGUUUAGACUAACAAUAAAUUGAUAUCCGCCAGCAAUUUACACAGUGGUGACAGUUUGCGGAAGUCAACUUCUGCAAGUUUCAUUGCUAGUCUAAACCUUGCUUAAAAACCAUGAGCAAGCGCCUUCUCCACAUUACUAGGAUCGCCAGUUAAAAUUAUGUAAGUUAUUGUAAUAUUUCGUUUAUAAACUAUGUUUGUUUAUUCUAAGAAAUCUUUCGUCUAAGCAAAAUCAGUGAUAUGUUAUAUCCAAUAUGGCAGCUACAGCGUUUGCCACUAUGAAAUAUACUUAGCUUUAAUUGUUAAGUUUAUAUGUUAAUUAAUAUAUUAUAUUAGGCGCCGUAUAUAGGGUGUCCGUGUUAUUUGUAUGUAAUUUUUUUUUUUUUUUUUUUAUCCACAACGAGGAAAUGAUAUUGAUGUAUUAUUGUUUAGGUAUAAUUCGUAAGGCUAAUAGAUAAAUGUGAUUAAUCAUGUUUUGUUUUCUUCUAGCCCAUUGAGAAGGCAAAUAAUAUGUGUCGUCACUACGUUCUAAUGCUUUAAACAAUUUUAAAAUGUUUUAACUACCUAAUGGGCCUAAAAAAAAGAAGCAUCAUUCGUAAUUGAAUUAUUUAUUAGUCUUACGACAAAAACUAGAUAUUUAGCGUAAAUAUAGAUCCCAAGUGCCUAAAUGCGGCCUUCAAUUGAGCGCUAGUUGCAAUGGCGGAGUAUUGAGUAUAUUUUGUAAUAAUUUACGUUAAGCUGUUACAUGUUCUAGUUGUAGUAUGGUAUAUUGUAGUGAAUAAAUGUAAAUAAAAGAAA
Messenger RNA from Ostrinia nubilalis (European corn borer), 4666 nucleotides. RefSeq names its product transcription factor CP2-like protein 1 (gene gem). The record is from RefSeq and is a predicted model, not a curated record. Gene Ontology annotation, molecular function: DNA-binding transcription activator activity, RNA polymerase II-specific; RNA polymerase II cis-regulatory region sequence-specific DNA binding. Gene Ontology annotation, biological process: regulation of transcription by RNA polymerase II. Lineage: Eukaryota; Metazoa; Arthropoda; Insecta; Lepidoptera; Crambidae. The transcript has 18 exons. Bases 10 to 1887 code for a protein of 625 amino acids. Gene Ontology annotation, cellular component: nucleus.